Molecule: messenger RNA, 1413 nt
Organism: Desarmillaria tabescens
Lineage: Eukaryota; Fungi; Basidiomycota; Agaricomycetes; Agaricales; Physalacriaceae
Product: WD repeat-containing protein 8
Exons: 11
Coding region: 1-1413 (470 amino acids)
Biological process (GO): microtubule anchoring at mitotic spindle pole body
Cellular component (GO): MWP complex; mitotic spindle; microtubule organizing center
Molecular function (GO): protein binding
Source: RefSeq, a predicted model, not a curated record
AUGGACUUUACCGCGAUUUACAAACAGUCAGCGUCGCUCGUCGCGUUCAGUCCUGCCGGAAACUUGAUCCUAACUGCUGCUCAGGAUAGGAUCAUUGUACGGCGCACGGAUACCUUUCAAAUCGUUCGCACAAGCGCCAUCGACGCGUCACCGUCGCCAACCAACGCGUCAAUUUCUCAGCAGAAGGUGUUACCCGGCGACAAUCGCAUCACCCAUGCGGCCUGGUCCUCAGAUUCGGAGUAUAUGCUUGCGGCGUGUGCUAGAAAGGGUGUAGUGCAUGUUUACAAACUUUACGAUGAGCAGUGGCAUGCGCGUGUUGACGCCGGCGCUGAAGGUCUGGCAAAGGCGGAAUGGGCCCCCGAUGGACGAUCCAUUCUUUGCUUUUCCGAAUGGGGCUUGCGAGUCACUAUUUGGUCGCUGAUCACAGGCUCGGCGACAUACAUUCAGUUUCCCCUGCAUCCUGAUAGAGGGUAUGCGUUUCGGUCCGACGGUCGUUACUUUGUCCUUGCGGAGCGGCAUCGAUCUAAGGAUACGCUGGGCCUGUAUGAUGUUGCAGAUGGCUUUAAAUUAGCACGGCACUUUCCUCUGCCGACAUCUUCGUUGUCAUCAUUUGCUUUGUCCCCGAAUGGCAACCACCUUGCAGUGUGGGAGGGACCCCUUGAGUACAAAGUAUACAUUCUGACUUUGGCUGGUGAUGUCCUUGCAAAAUUCAGUCCUGAUCCGGACCCAGGUUUUGGUGUCCGUAACGUUGCUUGGCAUCCCUCUGGAAACUUUCUGGCCGUUGGAGGUUGGGACGAUAAAGUGCAUAUCCUUGACAGUCUCAGUUGGUCGCCAGUACGUACGUUGGAGCUUUCAAGUCGAAUACCAGCUGGCGUGAAUGUGUGGCGGGAACCCGCCGAUUGGUUAACAACAACCGAGGGUCGAGGGUUUCUGUCAUAUGAAAAACUCCCUUCCCCCCACUCAAUUACCCUGACUAAGCCUGACCAUACUAAACCCAAUCCUAAAAGCGGUGUCAUCCAAAUGGAAUGGAACCUGACCGGCAGCCUUCUCUUGGUGCGCUUUGAAACGACGCCGACGGUUGUGCAUAUUUUUGAUUUCCCCGCUCCUGAUGCGGCCUUCGUGCCGCGCUUACGGAGUCUACUUAUACAUUCCCGCUCAGUGAGGAGUGCUAAGUGGAAUCCGAAACGCAAAGGCAGCUUAGCAAUCUGUUGCGGAAGCCCUAGCCUGUACACUUGGAGCGAUGAAUGGAUCGGGGAAAGUGGCGCUGAAGAGGAGAUAGCGGAAUGUGUAGGAGUACCUGCAAAAAAUUUUGACACCCGUGAUCUUCGGUGGGCGCCUGAUGGUAAAGGACUGAUUCUACUCGACAAGGAAACUUUCUGUUGUUCGUUCGAGGUUGAAGAUGACGACUCUUGA